GUUCAGAUUCUGCUGAUUCUUAUUAAAAGAGAAAUAAUGAGGAAGAGGAGCAGACACUGCUGAGUCUAAAGACUGCAGAUUCAUGUUUACAUUAUGUGAAAAAGUGAAGGUUUGGCUGUAACUGUGUGGGCACCGCCAAUCUCGUGAUGCACAGGUCUAUACAGGCCUAGAUGCUAAACAUUUUUCUGUUUGUUUGUUUUUUUAGAUAUUAUUAGACAGACCCCAUCUUUGUCAUUUAAUUCAUGGAAUAAUGAAAUAAAGUGACUCAUCUGUGAAAAAGAAACAUUAAAUGAGCAGUUCAACAUUUGGGGAGCUAAAGGAGUGCAGAUAAAUGCUCAAGAGAAUGUGUAUUUGAGCGUCUUUCAGCACACAGUUAUUAUCAUGUUAUAUCUGCUUAUCAAACUCUAAACAUGUCCGUUUGCUCGCUUAGGUUUGACAGUCUCACUCUGUUUGUUCUUGCACAUCCACCUAAGGGUGCAGGGAGAUCUUUGAGGCUGUGUGGCGCAUGACCACUGGAGAGCUCUGCCUGCAGCACUGAGCUCUUUUAGAAGUCAACUAAAAACUUAAAUAGUAAUGUUAUGGCGUGUACCAUCCCCCACCUAAACCAACCCCACUCUGCAUGUACGUGAGCGUGUGCGUUUCCCCCAAGACAUGGCUAUGCGCACUCAGGUGAUUUCAUUGUUUAAUGUUUAAUUGCAUUUAAUUUUGUCAAAGGCCAAAAGAUGUUACUAGCAUGUUUUUAUUUAAACUUUUUUAUCGAUCUACAAAUGUCUCGAUUACAAUAACAGCAAAAGAGUGGACAUCUGUUAGGGGCAUCUGUUAAUGGGAUAAAAUGUGUUUUUUCCUCAUAAAGAUUUUGAUGUGAUUACAUGAAAUGGUCCCUUCAGUAUUGCUUCUGUGAGAAAGAAGUUUUGACACAUGAUAGUUUUUAGUAAAAGGUUUAAAACAAAAACUGUAAUAUUCUCUUUUGGCUGGAUGGUUUUUGUUUGUGUUUAUAAGUGUAAAUUAUAUAGUCGGUGGUGAGACAAUCAAUUUUACUUUUCAUUGUCCUUGUUUGUUUGAUAGUCACACCUUGUGACAGAGUAGCGCCGUCAUGGACCGCAGACACAGUGGCGCAGUGGUUAGUGCUGAGGCCACACAGUAAGGUUGAAUCCACCGGCCUGCCGGUGCUGUUUGUGUGAUCUCUGUCCUGUGUGGGUUUUCUCUGGGUACUCGGGCUUCCUCCCACAGUCCAAAGACAUGCAUGCAUAGGUCUGGUUAAUGGGUGAUUCUAAAUUGGCCAGAACUGUGAAUUGUUGUCUGUCUUUAUCUGUCAUGUCAAACUGUUCCUUUAAACCUCAGCUUUCAGCAUGCAGAGGGGUUUCCAGGCAGGUCUCCUGCUCCUGCUUGUCCAGCUGUUCCAGGAGGGUCCGGGAAACAUCCCAGCCAUCACCCUGGCUGUCCUGGGAUUCAAUGUGUACCUGUACGUGUUUCCUCCUGCUCCACCACUGAAGGCUUGCAUGAGCCUUGAUCAGGUGUACCGGAAUAAAGAGUGGCGACGACUCCUCCUGUCCCCCCUGCAUCACAUCGAUGAUUGGCACCUUUACUUCAACAUGGCGUCCUUCCUGUGGAAAGGCAUCAGGCUGGAGCGACGUCUGGGUGGAAGCUGGUUCCUGUACCUGCUGUCAGUCUUCUUUCUGCUCACUGGAUUGGUGUACCUGCUGCUGCAGGCACUGAUGAUUAAGCUCAUGGAGGGCACGGAUCGUUCUGAUCCAUUAUUGGAAUAUGUGCAGGCUUUCAGCAGAGAGUGUGCUGUCGGCUUCUCGGGGGUCUUGUUUGCACUGAAGGUCGUCAAUAACCACUUCAACCCUGGUGGUGUGACGUACGUGAUGAAUAUUCGGGUGUCCAAUCGCUUUGCUAGCUGGGUGGAGCUGGUGCUCAUCUAUCUAAUCGCUCCUGGGACUUCUCUGGUUGGCCACCUGGCAGGUGUCCUGGUGGGUCUGCUCUACACUGCGGGUCCACUGAAGACCAUCAUGGAGGCAUGUGCAGAUAUGUUAUCUUCAGAUGGAGUUACUUCACGCCAGCGUUCAUACUACAGCUCUUCAGGCUACAGCGGGACCAGACGAGAAUACUUUGAAGAGCCUCGACCUGCGGAGGAUCACACGUCUGAUUAUUCUGAGAGCUACAUCUCAGGACUGACGGAGGACGAGCAGAUAGAGCUGGCGAUCAGAAACAGUCUGAAACAUCCAGGACAAACCAGGCGAAGAGAAACUGAACGUCACCCGGGGGACUCUGAGGAUCUCAGGAGGAGGCGGCUGAGGAGGUUUGAGCAGGAAGUUACCAACCAGAAAAGAAGAUUGUAAUUACGGAUUUUUAUUUUCCAGUUUUGUUUUUUUCUCAUUUUCACUGGUUUAACUGGGAAGAUGCCUCCCAUCACUCUCCCUUGUUGCUGCGGGUCACAUAAGAGGAUUGAGGUGCGGCCUGCAGCGGUCUUCAAACAAAGACUUCCUCCUAGUUUGGACUUCUUGUAUUACUUGGGGACUUUGUUUUCUAUUGUAUGUGCUUUUACUUCCUGUCUUUAUUUUCCUGCUGUCUGGUUUUCUGCCAGCAUAUCGGUUUCAUCUGUGGUUAAUUGUUCCCACUUGUGUCUCGUUAUUCAGUCAGCUCUUCUGUGUAUAUUUAGUGUUUUUGCUCCUUGUGUUCCACUGGUUUUCUCACCCUUACCUUUUUGAAUUUCACUGUGGGUUUUGCCAUUGGUGGUUUUUCAUUACUCUGCCAGCCGCUGCAGCUUAUAUCUGGCUCCUCUCCACCAUGUUUAGGCUACUCAGCAUCAUUCAUGUAGACCUGCACAUCUGAACCCAGUGAGCACAGACCUGGUUCACCAUCACUUUAAUAUGUGCCUUAAACUCUGUGUAUGUGGAACGCUCCUUUGUUUCCUUUGGUAAGCCAUUCCAACAUUUAGCUCCUGUAUUGACUGUCUAAAUGUAGUGCACCUAUAGACUACCCCACACUCCCCUCUAGCGGUGGCCCUUGUGCAACUUCACAAUCUGACUUUUGAUUAAUAAAUUCCUUUAAAGGAUGUGGAGCAAGUCUAUGUAGAUUCUUAUAUAUAAAAUAGGAAUACUGAUUUUUUUAAAUUAUGAAAACUCAAAAACAUGUUUUUCCAGAAUUUUUCAGGAAUAAUGAGUUUUUAUCAAAAAGUUGAGGGUUUUUUGUAAUUUCAACUAUUUAUCACUACAUAGUGAAACAAUACUCGAUAUAUGAUAAAAGUCUUAAACUGUAGACGCAUCCUCUCUGCAGUCUGAUUUGCUUGAAACUCUAAGGGUUACAUUUUACAAGCUGGAUAACUUUUUAGAAUCAUGUUUAGAUGUUAAAGUCGGGUCCAAAGUGAGCACAGCAUAUUUAUACUAAUUUACAGCCUCAAGCUCCUCCUCUUGAAUCCUUGACUCCUCUCCUUGCCUCCUCUGAUUUUGUAUUAGUCCCUCCCACCAGAGAUGAGGAAGAGGAGGCGAGGGGAAACAUCCAUCCAAAGGUGUCCUUUGUUAAACCGAUGUCAGUAAAAUUUGACAUUUGACACAACUGCAUCAUUGUUAACGGUUUUACGAUCUCGGGUGUGACACGGCAAUGUGUUAUAUUUAGGAACCCUUUUAAUUUAAGGAUAUCACACCUUUUCUUGAAUUACACACACAGAAAUUGUGGAGGGUAGAAAAUGUAAUAAUCUACUCUGAAACAUCAUCAUCACAGAUAAAAAGCACUCCCUCUGUAGUGUGUGUGUAUAUUUCACCUGUGUGCAGGGCCUCUUUUAUAAAAAAAAAAAAAGACAUUUCCAGGAAAGACUCACCUGUGCACCUCUGAUUAUCACUCCUCCUGCAGCUUCACGAUAAAUGUUAGGAUUUGAGACAGCCUUCAGUAUGGCUCAGUGAAACAAUGUGUUUAAAGAGGUAAAUGCUGAAAUUUAAAUCACUCUUUUCUUUUGCAUUUGCACUUUUAUUUAUCUUUUUUUACAUGAACUUCUGUAUUGUGUGUUUUUACAUGUACCAUAUGUGUUAUAUAAGAAGCAAAAUUCAAUAAAUAACUGGUUAAAAAUA
Messenger RNA from Oreochromis niloticus (Nile tilapia), 4067 nucleotides. RefSeq names its product rhomboid-related protein 4. Lineage: Eukaryota; Metazoa; Chordata; Actinopteri; Cichliformes; Cichlidae. The record is from RefSeq and is a predicted model, not a curated record. Gene Ontology annotation, molecular function: serine-type endopeptidase activity. Gene Ontology annotation, cellular component: membrane. The transcript is spliced from 7 exons. Bases 1350 to 2342 code for a protein of 330 amino acids.